Penicillium angulare is the source of this 2001-nucleotide messenger RNA. Its product is annotated as universal stress protein family domain protein. The record is from RefSeq and is a predicted model, not a curated record. Bases 1 to 2001 code for a protein of 666 amino acids. Lineage: Eukaryota; Fungi; Ascomycota; Eurotiomycetes; Eurotiales; Aspergillaceae. The transcript has 4 exons.
AUGUCGUACCACUCUAAACACACCUCCCCCACACCUCCAGAAACUCGCCCAGAACCUCGCAUAGAAGAACUCCCCAAACCCACAGACCGAAAGUCCUUGUCCACAACCUCAUUGACCGAAUCACUCAAAGAUCAAGGCCAAGCAUUCAGUCGCGCCGUCCAAAGCCUGCUCAGCACCCCGCAAUCUGCAAGGAGUGCGGGCACCACUGUUAGCGGGACUGUCCCUUCUCCUCGAGGUCGCGGGAGUCGCAGCCCGGUCGAACCCCUCGUUUCCUCGCCGUUACGUAUCACCUCAUCGAUUAUGCCGUCUGCCCCGAGCUCGCCCGAGAGGCAUAGGGCCGACCCUGAUGAUAUGCCGCGGAGGUCGUCAGAAGAAUUUGCUAGGGAAGCAAGCCGGCGCGCUUCAACAACGGGCCAUGGAUUAGCUCCGGAGGAAGAUUUGAAGUUGGAUUUGUCGCCGAAUGCCGAUCAGACAGGGUCGAAGAAACACAAAACUCAAGGGCGGAAAGCGAUGGCUGCUAUGAUGUCUGGGUUGGAGUCACGAUUGUUUCCGAAGAGUUUCACGCGUGGGCGGGAUUCGAGUCGUGGCUCCAGUCGGAGGGGCUCCUCUGUUGAUUCUAAGUCUCCAGCUGCAUCGCGGUCUAGUCGCUCUGCCUCACCCGAUAGCCGUGAUAGUCGCGAUCGUCAAUUCGGAGCGUCUCAGUCUCCGGCUGAAGAUAAACGCAGGGGACUUAAUUAUGAUUCAGCGUUGAACAGGUCGGAUGAGGGUUUGGCAAAGCCGUCUAGCACACCCAGUUUACCAGAUUACGUCAAACCAACUGAGGAGGAGCCUGGUGUGCGGUUAGCUAAAGACGUGUUCGAUAGCGACAAGAACAUUAUCGAAAGCAGCGAGGAAGAGGACGAAGUAUCGACCGAUGACGACAAUGCUGGAGUACACUCAAGAGGUCGCAAGAAGAGACCCACUGAUAUUAGUUCCAUAAGCCAAAGUGACUUCAAACCAAAGAAGGGGAACAAAUCCCCAGUCACAGAAGAUCAGAAACCAACGGCCAAAUCUGGAGACAGUGGGGUCAAGAAGCCUCGAAAGUCGGCAUUGAAACCGGUGAUUCACCCCCAGACAAGUUUCGACAUCCCAACACCAGCUACACAAUCGGCGGCCGGUACGCCAUAUGGGUCGGAAGAUGAAGCUGAACGAGAUGAUAUCCAUCGUGCACAACAACUCGGUAUCUCAAUGUCAGCAAUCGACAAUCGUGUUCCCAACCGAUCUAUCCGUACAAUCAUUCGUGGGAACUUUGCCAGUCUCCAAGAAGAGGCGGAUGGUGGCCGCCGUCGCCAACGAAAAUACUUGGUUGCCACAGAUCUGAGCGAGGAAUCAGUCUAUGCUCUAGAAUGGACCAUUGGUGCUGUUCUUAGAGACGGAGAUACCAUGUAUGCCCUCUAUGUCAUACACGAUGAUGGGAAUGCUUCAUCUGUACAAGUUGGUGAGGGAGCCAAGGCCAUGCAAGAUGCCGCUGCCGUUGUGGGCAGUCAAACAAAAGAAGCCACCCUAAACCCAGGCCGGAACCUAUUAGGUCGUUUAGGCCCAGGGGUUGCGAGCAAAUCUGGCUCUGUCGAUGCCAGGGCAUCAUCUCUUGCGGAAGCUGAGCGAGUCCGAGCAGUUGAAACUGUGUCUGAUACGUGCGUCAAGUUGCUACGGAAGACGGUUUUGCAAGUUCGGAUUGCCGUUGAGGUUAUCCAUUGUAAAAGCCCGAAGCCUAUGAUCACCGAAGCUAUUGACGAACUUGAGCCUACCCUUGUGAUUGUGGGUGCCCGAGGUCAGAGUGCCUUGAAAGGUGUGCUCCUUGGUUCAUUCUCCAACUAUCUACUUUCCAACUCAUCUGCCCCGGUGAUGGUUGCUCGCCGCAAGCUCAAGCGACACCCUUUAAAGGGUAGAUAUAACCGCGACCUCCGUUUGACCAACAAUCUCAAAACGCCAAAAAGCCUCACCCAAGCCAAGGUGGACUAG